Spirometra erinaceieuropaei is the source of this 8571-nucleotide messenger RNA. The record is from the annotation of a GenBank genome assembly. NCBI's taxonomy places the organism in Eukaryota, Metazoa, Platyhelminthes, Cestoda, Diphyllobothriidea, Diphyllobothriidae.
AUGCCCUCCAAAUUCACGCAUGUUUAGUAAGAUCCUUUGCAAACUUACUUAUGUUGCCCUUUUAUAUUUAAAACAAAUAUUCGUCUAGAACUGUCGUACAAUCUUGAAGAUGCUUCUUUACAAACACAUUAUUUUGUUGGAAAGGUAGACACCAGAGCGUUGUUAAAUGUCCACGAAGGUGAUGCUUUUAGCGAAAUAAAAGAAUAUUUUGUGGGGCACUACUUUUAUCAUAUAUAUGUUGUGGUAAAUACAACUGUGCCGUUUUCUCACAAGUUUUGUUAUUAGUUCACAUUCCCCGACGAAGAAAUUCCACAUUCGCAAGAAAUUUGGCUAAUUAUAUUGGUGCAAUGGGUACUUAAACGAAGGAGACCGUGUGUUCAUACGUUGACCACAAAGCUACUGCGUAGAAUAGACUGACAGUUUUAUGGUGGUAAAUGGGACGAAAUGAAACAAUUCGCUCUUAUUUUAUAGUUUUUAUUUGGUAUAUUUCAGUAAGCAAAGACCGCGUACUUUGAAGUUUACAGAUUUACAUCCAUUUUUGUUUCUCUUUGCAUUUAACUGGUAAAUUAAAAUUGAUCUAUGAGAGCUUUAAGGUUUAGGACAAGAGAUGAUUUUCAUUUAAUCCGGAGUACUUGAACGGUAUUUUGAAUGUUCUGGGAGUUUUGACCCAUGUCAGUCGUUAGUAUACUCUAAAAAUGAGCUUUUAAGGUUCUCAGCUUACAGUCUUUUCACUUCAAUAUACUACUGCGCAAACACUUAGGCCUUUCCGAAUCACUUGCACAUUUAAUAUGCAGGCGUCAGACACUAGUGGACUGCGAGACGCAUUCAAAAUAUAGGACAUGUUCACUAAAUGUAUGUGUACGGUAAAUAUACAAAGAAGCGAUAGCAUUAUUUUGCGCUAAUAUACAUAUGUAUACACAUAUACAUAUUGGUGCAGAGGGACGACCGCCAAUCAGGUUACGAACGUGUUUGACCUCCAUUUGCCUUGGUGUUUAAACUUGAACCGUCGCAGACAAUUGCACAAUGACUAAUAAUAUAGGUAUAAGGGGAAUCAAACGAGACAAGGAAAGGGUCCAAGUUGGGCUCAAAGGCUCCAUCACAACCGACAGGAAAAGGUAUCCAUGGCCCAAUGGUAGAGCCUUAGACUUAAUGGCCGAAAAUGCUUGAUUAAAACGACCAGGGUUAUACACUUCGGAUUUGGUAUGACAGGUCUAUAACGGAUAACAAGCCAAAUAUGGCCACUGUUUACAUUGCCACUCUUUUUUAUGUUUAAACGAUGACUGGCGUUCAGAAAAUGCAAACCUGGGGUCCGACAUGACUGACUGAUGACGUUUUAUAAGUCACAAAUGGCCCCUCUAGUCGCCUUAUCUCUGUCGGCAGUCGCUUUAAGCAUUUGCUGUCAUGAAUUUAUGAAAACAUAUGCAAAACUUUUGAACGUGAACAAAAUGCAUCGUAAUAAUUUCAGUCUUAUUCUGCAAAGCCGUUCGAAAUAUUUAAUAGACUGUUUAGAAUCAGUAUCGGGUAAUGACGUGUCCCCUUCUCAUAAGUAGCAAACUUAAACAAAGUAGGUCCGUCAAAUCAGGCUAAUAUUUUACUGCUAAUACUUUCUGCAGAAAACGUCUAAUUCCCAGUAAAAUUGUUUUGUUUGCAUUUGCAGUCUAAGAUCAUCAUACCUACGUGCAUCGUUUCUUAACAGAAUGAAGUUUUCAGCAUUAAGGUUUAAAAACGUAAAUUAUUUUGUUCCAGUAAUGUAUUGCAAGGUUACUAUAAAAUUCGAGAAUUUACCGGUCGGUUCAUGUAGCCGGUGUUUUUUUCCGAUAAGGCGUACGAGUAACCUAUCUCUGGAUGUCAUUUUUAAGAUAUUUUCUACCAUUCCUUACAAAACCAGAAACUCUGCUAAUACACCUAGGUUGUUUCGGUUUCCUUGCGUGCAUUAUGACAUAAGUCAUCCACCCAACGAAAGAAGAAAUAACGAAUACUAAAUUCUCAGAUGUUAAGAUUGUUAUUGGCUCAUUUGGUGAUAUCUAAUAUGAGCGGCUUAAAUCGAUCUGUUUGCUGAAUUUAAGGCACUUGGGAGUUUUACAUAUUACACUACUAACAUGCCAAAGUCAAGAGCUGCAGUAACUGAGGCUACUAGCAAGAUGAGCAUAUAUUCAUGACUGCAAUUCCACCUACCAGUAGAUAUGUCUGGCGGGACAUAAGUUGGAGUAAUCAAGCGUUACAUACUACGCUUUCAAAGUUUGCUGCUAUGGGCGCGAGAGUCGGUCGGAAACUGCCAAAAUGCCGUUAGUGUUUCGCCAGCUUGGUUUGCAUUCUUCAUACGUCACUUAAUCAUUAGGACACGCAGAAGUAAACAAGUGGAUGUCCUGCUAUCAUGAAAAACCAAUUUUUAAAACGAAAAUGCAGGAUUGUCUCUAAACUUUCCAGUGUUCUAAAAGAUAAAAUCAGCACCAUUUGGGAAUCAUGAAAUAAGAAACAUUUCCAUCAAAAUGACAUUUAUACCGUUCAAUAUUAUCGCCUUAGAUAUUCUAAAUUAUGCGCGAACUACGAACGUUUAGUGAAACGGACAUCCUUCGUCUGUUACAAAACUGGACUAAUUCCAUGAGUGCACGCAUAAUAAGUACCAAAUGCCUACACAGAAAACAGUCUGAAUGCAUGCAUUCACCCUUUAAGUCAACCACGCAAAAACCUGCCGGAAGUAAGUAUUCGUAAUAAAGUGUCAUAGUUCAGUCGUCGCAAGCAAAGAGGUUCACAUGCUUCCGACAAGUGAAUUGGUUUAUUUUGAGGUAGAACUUCAGUGCGUUUACCUUGCCUUCUCAUUCUGAGCUAAGCAUAUUCCGAUAGCAUGGCACAUUUAGUUAGGCUGGCGGAGAACAUGUACACCGUAAAGAAGGGGAAUAAACAUCCCGUCCAAUCGUGCCACGUUUGACCUGAUUCCCAUUUCCACACACACACGCACACCGGACUUCAGCGAGAGGCGUUCAGUCUUCACAAGGAAGUAACUCCUAAAUAAGUCACAAUAAAAGACGCCAUUACAGUCUGAUUUCGGUCUCAAGUUUGACUUGAUUAUCUCGUUAUUUGGAUUAGUUCUAAGUCGAAAUCAUUGGCGUGACAUUACAGUAAAGAAAGGCGUUCGCCUGUAAUUGAUGACGAACUUAGGUAUUGAAUUCGAGUUAGACAAAUAUCACUUUCUUUGUACUUUUCAAUAACCCAGCGACAUGUUGAUUCAAACCGACAGGGAAUUAGAUUAAGCGCUGUGGCCGCAUAACCUGAAUUUUCAAUCCAAUAAGGGCGCUUCCUGACUCAGAGUUCACUAAAGUUAGAUGAAAACGAAAACAUGCGGAAGGGAAAAAACGUACAAAAUCUAGACAACUCCUGGUAUAUGCUGCCAGUGUGAAAUAUGCAGUGUGAAGUAUGCAUUAAACUGACUUUUAUCAGUUCAUGAAGGAGGGGGGCUUAUUUUAACUCUAAGGGUCCCCGCAGUCGCCUAAGGGGCUUUCAAACAAGCAGCAUGUAUGUAACCAGUCAGAAGGCAGUGUUGCCAUCUUUUUUUAAAAACAUGCAAGUUCACGAGAUUUCGUUUAAAAAGAACUAGCAAAUGUUCAACUUUAAUAUGCGCGAAUUCAAUUGGAUUUUGUUUCCAUACACUUAGAGGUAUUCAUAGAUGUUUUUAGUAGCCAACUUACUGUAUCAGUUUUGGUGGAUUCCAGACGUUGCAGUAGGUUGGGCAGUUAACUUGAUCCAAAUGUGAUUAAACUCGCGUCGUCCGGCGGGGCCUCGUAGCUGAGGUGGUUAGAGCGUUGGCUGUACUAAAGAAGCCUUCCCCUUACGGUCGGGGGUUCGGAUCACACCGAGGCGCAGAGUUUUCCACAGUUGGGUCAAUAUGAUGUUAGUUUUCAGGAAGUACCUGAGAGAACGCCAAACUCUCGGACACGAGUCUUCUGUAAGUACCGGUUACGGUGGCUGACACGGUAGAACGGAGACCCUCAGUUCCAUCUUGCAAUCAGAAUACGUCGGUGCGCGCCAAGGUCGCAUGAAAAUCCAGUUUCCUUUUUCACCAGAUGUCAGAACACGCCGACAGCUGUAACAGGCUGCCUGUUGUGUGCGUUAAUUGAACACUUCCAAAAAUCGGGGAAUACAGAUCAGACCUGUGUUCGAAUAAUUCUAAAAAUAAAUUUACGCUUACGUUCUAUUUAGUACUCAGGGUCCUUGGAAAAUACAAACGGGCGAUAAAUCCCAAUAGUACUCCGUCCUAGGUCGAUCGCAGACGUGUACUGCGAAGUAAAGUCAACAUCUUUUGAUGGAUUAAAUUCUUCUACUAGGUGUCUUGCCCAGUAGAAUAUGUGACUCAGUUGAAUGUUCAAAUUUAUAUUGUGACAUGUAAUGGAGGAAUAUAGGUGGCUAGCUCAUGCAUUCUGACAAAUGAACCUUGCUAAGUUAUGGCUAAGUUAUCUGGGGUCUCAGACACCGAAAGUGUACUUUAAUUGACCAUCGGAAACAACGCACAAACUUUCGCUGUUGAACUAUAUAGUGAUACGGCACUCAUCAGUGACUAGCAGUGGUCAUUCUGGCAGAUUACCGAUCAAGACCCGGGUGCCAGUUGUUGUGAAAGGGUGCUAAGUCUGUUAACGUCUAGUUUUCCAUAUCUUGACGCAUUAGUUGCUACUUCCGGGUGCAAAGAAGGUAUUGGGGUAUACAGAUCUUUAACAUGCAACUAUUACGCGUUUAGCCUAAAUCAUAUUAUCGAAACCUAUAAUAAAUAUCGAACGAGAGAAGGAGUGGGUAAGUCAUUAGCUCAGCCGUAUUAAUUAUAGACUUACAGAAGAAGGUUGGCAAAUGCAACAACCACAAAAGUAAUUUGAAUUGCUUUAUCGUGCGUAAAAUAUUGAUGCAUUUGAUGUGACCAAGUUGUUUGUAGCACGCACAGCCGGGUUCUCCAGCUCUGUCAGUCACUUCACCUAAUCUCCGCGCCAGACAACUGGCCGAAUCGGAUAGAAUACUGAUGGCUGGGCAAGAUGAGGGAGUGAGAUUGGAAUCUCACGGUGAAUGUUUCUUACUAACAAACAACCUGACACAUCUGAAUAUAUCACAUUGCGCUAAAAGCCCUGACUUGAAAGACUACAAAACUAACAGAGUACAUCGCUCCUCCUCUCGGGACGGAAAGCCAGACCCAAAUGACACCUGCUUUAUGUGACCUUAUCGGCAUUCCCACUCAGUUGGGAUCUGUGCCGCUCCGCCUCCUUGCUGCGCGGAAUCCUGGUCCUUUGUGCGCAGAUCAGGGGAUGUAAUGGUGCGUCUAAGCGCGGGCGCACGUCCCACCGGCCACCUACGUCCGAUCCUGCCCCUGAAUCGUCCCGUCGUCCUGAAUCUGUCUUGACACCGAGACCAGGCAUGCGUGCGGAGGAAAGAGUGCAGUAAGUGCAGGGGAGGUUAUGAAGUUAGGAAGUUACGAAUUUGCUCACGUGCAAAUCACAGUCCUUACACCCACACUCCUGUGGAGGACACGGUGGACAUAGUCGGUAUCCACGGUGUGACUGCCACCACAAGGCUAAAAACCUAGAAUUACGUCCCAACCUCUUCCAAUCAAAUCCGCACUUGAAUGUGCACAUUCAGAAGAGGUCAUAAACUGUCUACUUCAUUAACGAUCACUGCUCAUCGAACAGGUCAUUAAAACAACAGGGCCACAUGUAAUUUUCAAGGAAGGCGUGUUUUGUCGUGACUCUCAAACAACACUGUACGGCAUUGCGCAGUAUUUUACACAAUUUUUUUUCGAAUGACCCCACUGUACACAUGUGUUCACUGUCUUAGACUUCACGGGAAGUUCUGUCUAUACAAUAGCAGAGGGGUGGGAAAACAAAGAAUGCAGGUAGAUUGAUAUAGUACGCUUUCUGACUUAUUCUGCCUUAGUCCAGCUAAUCGUAACCCUGACUAUCAGCCGGAAGUAGAAACACCAACAUAUGCUCUUACGUGACGCAGGUGGUCCAUGGAGGGGCUGAAGUAGAUGGACCAAGAGCACUUUACUGAACUGAAGUCCAUUAUUGCCUCGUCACCUGUUAUCCUCUACCUUCAGAUCGGAAAUUUAUUAAAUUAGGACUGGGCUGUUAUAGCCGGUUAUCUUAAAUUUAUCGGACUGGUCCUUUCUUGACUGUUAGUAAACUCUAGCACCCAUACAGAGCUUGUUUCCUUCGUAAAACAAAUGUAUCGGUGUGUGCACAUUCUUAAUCUGGUAAAUUCCAAUCAGCAGCGAAGGAGAAUGAUAGCUGGCGAGGCAUUGAUGAACGUUACUUCGAUGAAGAGCUUAUAACCCAUCUGCUUGACACCCUCCAAAUACCAUCUGCGUUGUGUAAGGGUUUACGUUAGCGUUUCUAGUUCCAGCUGGUGGUCGGGGUUAUGGCUGGCUGAAUGCAGGCAGAAUAAGUCAGAAAGAGUACUAUAUUAGUCUACCCUGUGUUAUUAUAACGCGGCCGACUUCAGUUUAUUAAACAGUUGCCUGUUCGUGGACUUUGCUGCCGAUACGAAGUUUGGUCGAGCCGGGAGGCCAACAGAUUUUUGUGCAUUAAUUUCUGCCUGAAUAUAUAAAUGUGUACUUAGGUUUGUGCCAAUAAAGACUAGGAAGAUAGGCACUAUCGUCAUUGCCGCCACCUACUAUUGCUAAUAGCAUAAAGAAUCGCAAUGAAAUUUUCUGUGAGGGUUCUUACUUGAGCCUCGAAGUCCAAUAGAUAAACACGUCCAUAACCUGAUUGCUGAGCGUUCAAUCCUACAUAUACUUAAAAGGAGACCACAAACAAGCACAAGGGAGUGAGGUUUAAAAAGACUGAGUGAGCAUGGAAACCAUUUGUUUAUUUGUCUGAGUAUUUGAACUCGUGCAGGAGUCCAUCGUCAAGAAUAAAAACACCAACAAAACAGGCGUCACUUACAGGGGUAUUAGCAAAUCAGCGAUCGGAGAUGCAGGUAUGGAGGUGGCUGUACAGGACUCCGUGUGCUGAUGCCAAAUUGAUGCGCCAAUUGGCUGAGUUGUCCUCCGAGGCUCAAGCAUCAAUCAGUUCUCCGCUAGGCCUCCCUCAGACAUGAAAGUGUAUCUUUGUAGCUGCGAAGUCAAACUCGUGACCCCUUUAGAAGUUGUAGGCAGCCAGUUGCGAUACUUCAUCACCCCUUUGCAGAGUCCGUAUAUUUUCGUGCAUGCACGGUCCGAGUAUGCACACAGUCUGACCUGUGUAAUAACAAGGGUAUUUUAGACACAAGAUGCGGUACGCUACAAGUGACUGCUUACCGGAUGUUAAAUUAUCUCUGAUUUUCAUGACGCUGUUGAGCACGGUAGCUGUGGGCCGGUGUACAGUCUCAACACCUACCCUCCUCAGCAGUUCGUUCGAUUGCGGUGUGUCAGGGGCACGACUUUUCGCGUCAGUCGUAUUCCGGAUACUUGACUUCAAGUCUUGACCUAAAAAAUUCCCAAAUAGCUAGUUUAAUUUUUUAUCAUGAAGUCAUAUAUCUGAAACCCGCAGAGAGGACGGUGAGAGACCUACAAAAUACCCUAACCUCUUUCAGUUGCUUCAUACGACAGCGAGACAUGUGGCUAAACUUUUAAUUUGUAUACAUGGUAUGGCUAGACCUUUAUCAUACAUAUAAGUAUGAGGAGGAGGAGGAGGAGGAGGACAAGGGUAAGACAAGCUCGGGAAGAGGAAUUAUCGUCUGAAGUUUCGCGCGCGUACUCGAGCGCAUCUCAGUAUCUAGAGUAGACAUUUUCACUUGUAUUUAUGCGAAUGUAUAUAUAUACCUAUGGAUAUAGGCAAAAAUGCUGACCCCAGGUGUUAAUAUGGAAGGGGAGGAUGAGGCGAUCUCUGGGGAAGAAGGUUUAUUCAUCUGACGUUUCGUGUUCAUACUCGAGCACACCUUCGGGUGAGAGUGCAGAUGGCCUAUUUAAACCCUGUAUUUCUCGCUCAGCCUAUCUCCGAAGAUGUGCUCGAGUAUGAACACGAAACGUCAGAUGAAUAAACCUUCUUCCCCAGAGAUCGCCUCAUCCUCCUCUUCCAUAUAUACCUGUGGAUCACAGCGGCUGUAUAGUGAGAAUUCAUAUGUUCUUGAGCUUAAGAGAUUUAUCUCAUGUUUAUGAAAUAAUUUCAUUCACACAUAAUGCCCAGGCGUACACACUUUUUUCUUUUGAUCUCCAUCCUUCUGCUUCCCGUCUUUUGUGGCGCUUCUAAAUUAUGACCCGUCGAAGGACGUUAGCGAUAUUUAAAUUUGGAGGACAAGCCGAAAUCCAACCAACAAGUGUUAUUUUGUUUUACAAAAUUUAGCACUGCGCUGAUAUCCAUCACGAUGCUGCUUCUUCAUGCAACUAUUGCGGCCAGUGCGAAAAUUACGCCCGAAUACUUUGCAGAAAGGAUGCUGGACGUUACGGGCUUGGUGGAUGCAGCAACUGCCUCCCUGGAUGACUGCUACGAGGCUCUGAAACUGAUGCGAUGGAGCUGCAAUGAGGCCUGCGCGUACUCCCAACCAACCAGUGACUGCCUCCACAAGUGCUGGGCUGGGUGGAAAUACGGCCGUCUAGCCUGCCGGCUUAGGUUUUCGUGA